CCUCUCAUUUUUCCAGCUCUUUUGUUAGUUUCCGAAAAGUGUUAUCUAAUUUUCGUUUUAAAAUUACGGUUUUAUGUAUUUAAGAAGUUUUAGAAGUUCUAUUACAUAUUAAAAUCCUAUUUUCGAUUACCUUCUAUUAAAAAGAAAGCACUUGCCAUGAAUUGAAUUUCCGCGGUCUAUCAGCACACGGAAUUCGGGUUAAGGACGUCCUUUGAAAAGUUGUAGUUGGUUGUGGCUUAGCUCCAGCCUUGGCUUCUCAGCGGGUCUUCCACGGCUAGGAGAGCGGAAUGUUUUCCACUUAGCACUGCUCUGCGGGAAUGCUCUUCUGGGGUUCAGGCUCCAACGUAAAUUGAAGCUAAUGUGACAGAUAUAUAAGCACUACCCGUGCUAAUCAACUAGAAUUCACUGAAGAGAGAACGCAAAUAAGUAAACAAACAAAUGGUUUUAAUCAUCUCGAAUCUCUCGUAUUUCGUAUCUUUUCGUACAACGCGGCGUAUGGGUGUUAUUUUGAAAACAACUCAGCUGAUUUUCAUUUCGCCGCAGAAGAAAAACAGCUGUUCCGUUGACUUUGCUCUCUCUCUCUCUCUUUGUAUCGCUCUCUCGCAAUUGUUAAUCAUAAUUUUAAAUAGACAAUAAUCGUUUGUUUUGAUUUCGAGCUUCCAAUUUGCGAGCGUGCGCGAGUUGCUCAUUUUUUGUUGUUGAUUUUUAUUCGAUUUUUUUUUGUUUUGUAUUCUGCUGCCAUUGACGUCGCUCGCUGAGCGGCCCGUCCGUCCGUUUUUUUUCGGUUCGUUUUCGCCGCAGUCGAAAUUCGUCGUCGUUGCCGCCGUUUGCCUCGCAUUUUGCACUUUAGCGGUCCGCUCGAAAUUUUUAUUUUGGAUUUAACGUGUGUGCUACUCGUCUAUAUAUACCACUAUAUAUAAUAUCCGUCUAUAUGUAAGACCAUAUCGAAAUCGGUUCUAUCGGUCCCACACAAAUAAUUAUAUUCAAAUUGCCAACGUAAUUUGACAUCGCCCAAUAAAUAAACAAAUAAAAACGCCGUACAAGUUUCGUUUUGGAUUUCAAAAUGCUGAGCUCAUUAUUUCUACCUAAUUAGCAUAAAAAUCGUAAAAGCUCUAAAAGCAGCUGUAAAUAAUCAUAAAAAAAAAACAAAAUAAUAUGUUUGUAUCAUAGAAAAAUGAGUGUUAUUCGAUUAUCAGUGGUCCCCUAGUAAUUUCUAGUGAAAUAAACCUGAAUAGUGACCCAGUGACACAUUUGCAAUCACCUUAUCAUCAGCAGCCCUCGUUUUCAAUCGAAUCUAAUACAAUCUCUAACAGUGCUCUAAACAAUUGGGACUAACAAUUAAUAAAUAAAUAAUUUGUGGAUUGUGUGGGAGCAUUGAAUCACGUGCCUCUAAUUGUUCGCGUUAAUUAUCGUUAAAUACAGUCGCUUGCUAUCGCAUUUAGUUUUUACUAGUCGGGCAGUACAAUUGUAAAUCUGCCCGAAUAUCAUUUUCCCAGCUGUGAUUCCUUUACAAAUUUAUGCUCCACUUUCAUGUUAUGGAAUUUUCAAUGGACUCCAAAAAAACUAAAAGGCACAAAUCAAAACCCAAAUGAGCAGCACCUGAACGAUCCGGCUGGCUCGCCCUCCACCGCCAGUCCCAACAACAGCAACACCGCAACCGCCGCAACAGCAGCAGCAGCAGCAACAACAGCAACUGGGACUGCUGCGAUUGGAGGAGCGAGCGGAGGCGUAGUGGGUGUGGGCGUGGUGACACCAACAAAGAGCCCCCAGCGUAACGCUUUCCAGGAAGAUGCUUAUCAAGCAAACUUGGCUGGCGGCGAUAGCGUCGAUAACGUGGAAUCAGCUCAAUUGGAAGGCAAUCCGAGUGGUGGAUCGCCCGGCCAGCGUCACUCGAUAAACUCAGCGGAGUAUACAUCCACGCCGAAGACCACUCGGAAUGGUCCGAGUAGCACAACAGCCAGUGGGACAACAUCGCCUAUUAAUUACCAGCUGCCCGGCGAUGACUACCCGUAUGGGAUAGAGUAUGAGUCACAGCAACUGCAAUACCAACAGCAGCAGCAACUACAGCCCCAACAGCAGCACCAUUUGCCAGUAAGCGGCGGAGUGGAGCAAUCGCCAGCGAUUACCUACCAAAGUUUGCCGGCCAGUCGCCAGAGUUACGCUUCACCGCCAGCUUUGGUCAUUCCACAGCGGCAAUCACUGCUUCCCUGGGGUGCUCAUUCAAGAAGUUCGAUUAUCAACGUCUUGCCCAGUUACACACAGGCCGAGAUGCAUGCCUUGGCCGCCAGCAUGGCCAGUGUAGAGAUCUCAGCUCCACGGCCUGGAGAGAUUGUGAUGCGAAACCUUUUCAGUGAUUUUACCGCACAGGCUGAGAAAAAGAUUGAACUGGUGAUGUUGGAGAGUGCCGACAAGAAUCUAUCGAAGCUGCUGCAGCGUGGUGAGGAUCAGCAAUUUGAUCAGUUGCUAUCAGCUUUGGGUUCUGUUGCCGAGCACUGCCUGCCAUCGUUGCUGCACACUUUACUAGCCUGGCAUCGGCGACAGUUGUCCGACAUGGAGAUCAAAAACGAUCUGAAGAAACCGGCUCCGAGUGGCAGUAGCAACUCGCAGGCGGGUAGCAACAAACCCACAGUGGAUCUUGACUUUCAGCUACAGCGACGGGAAGCAGCUGUGGAGUUUAUUUUCUGUUUGGCACUCAUUGAGAUACUCAAGCAGCUGCCCUAUCAUCCGGGACACGAGGAUCUGGUGCGCAGCAUCGAGAAUCUGGCUUUCAAGCACUUUAAGUAUAAGGAUGGCUUGCAAAAUAAUCCAAAUGCGAUUAAUAUCCACAUGAUUGCCGACCUGUACGCAGAGGUCAUUGGCGUAUUGGCUCAAAGCCGAUUUUCCUCGGUACGCAAGCGCUUCAUGAGCGAACUGAAGGAGCUGCGCGGCAAGGAGGUAUCGCCCACAACCACCCAAAGCAUCAUCAGUCUGCUGAUGGGCAUGAAAUUCUUUAGGGUCAAGAUGGUGCCCAUUGAGGAGUUUGAGGCCUCCUUUCAGUUUAUGCACGAGUGUGGUCAGUAUUUCUUGGAGGUGAAGGAUAAGGAUAUCAAGCAUGCAUUGGCUGGACUUUUUGUGGAGAUCCUGGUGCCUGUGGCAGCGGCCGUCAAAAACGAGGUAAAUGUUCCUUGCGUAAAGAACUUUGUGGAGCUGCUUUAUGUGCAGACAUUGGACGCCUCAACAAAGUCAAAACAUCGUUUGGCUCUGUUCCCGCUGGUCACCUGCUUGCUCUGCGUCUCGCAGAAAACAUUCUUCCUGACAAACUGGCACUACUUCCUGGCCAUGUGUCUGAGUAAUCUGAAAAACCGCGAUGCCAAAAUGAGUCGCGUGGCCUUGGAGUCCCUGUUCCGCCUACUUUGGGUCUACAUGAUCCGCAUUAAGUGCGAGUCUAACUCAGCCACACACUCCCGCCUACAGAGUAUUGUGAAUUCCUUAUUCCCCAAGGGUUCCAAAGGAGUUGUUCCCCGCGACACGCCGCUGAACAUUUUUGUAAAGAUCAUCCAGUUCAUCGCUCAAGAGCGGCUGGACUUUGCCAUGCGCGAAAUCGUCUACGAUCUGCUGUGCGUAGGACGUUCGAUCAAGCUGAUCCUCAACCCAGAACGCAUGAGCAUCGGACUGCGAGCCUUCUUGGUCGUUGCCGACUCGCUGCAGCAAAAGGCCGGCGAACCUCCGAUGCCCAGGACAGUUCCCGCCCUGCCAUCGGGUAACACCCUCCGCGUAAAGAAGACGUACAUCAACAAGAUGUUAACGGAUGACACCGCCAGAAGUAUAGGAAUGUCUACGUACUUUCCUCAUGUCCGUAGGGUUUUUGUGGACAUUUUGAGAGCAUUGGAUGUUCACUAUGGUCGUCCACUGAUGAUGACAAACACACAGAACCAGAACAAGGAGCCAGAUGAGAUGCUUUCUGGUGAAAGGAAGCCACGCAUAGAUCUCUUCCGAACAUGCGUUGCCGCAGUGCCACGACUGAUACCCGAUACAAUGACCGCUCACGAGCUUGUAGACUUGCUCUCCAGAUUGUCCGUUCAUAUGGACGAGGAGCUGCGAAUUCUAACCCACCAGUCGCUUACGACUUUGGUCAUAGAUUUCCCGGAUUGGCGUCAGGAUGUCGUGCACGGUUAUACUCAGUUUCUGGUGCGCGACGUUACUGACACCUAUCCUCAGCUGCUGGAGAACUGCACUCGCAUCCUAUUUAAUUUCCUGAAUAUCUGGCGGUGUGCAAUUAACGUAAAUGGUAUUAAUACCACAAGUGCUCCGACUGGAGGAUCAAAUGUGACUAAUGCUGCCCAACCUAAAGUCACUACCGUUACGGCCACAGCCACAGUGGUACAGGCUACUGUCGUGCAGGUUACAACUGCCCCAGCCAGGGAUACCGCCAACAGUCAGUUGUCCAAGCAGCAGCACCUGAAUACGGCCAGCAGUGCUGCCUCAAGCAUCACGACCUCAAGCGAAAUGUCAAGCAUCACCCAGCACACUGUGCUUAACAUGGCUAGCGAUGUGACCAAGAAGAACGAGACACCGCUGGCCACCACUCUUCAUUUCGUUGAGGGUUUUGCUUUGGUGCUACUCUGCAACUAUCGGCCAUAUCUGCGCAAGUUGGCCGCCAUGAUUCUCAAGGAGGUGAAGAACCUAAUGCGGGCUUUGGGCAUCCCAGAAACGGAGCCCCCACUCAUCGAUGUCAUGGAUCGCUGUGUGCCGACCAUAAUUGAGAAGUGCUUGCCACUGCUGCCGCAGGCAGAGAAAACCGCGAUUCUCAACGCCAAUUGCAUAGACCUACAAUGGAUUGCAGAAAGAUCUAGUGGUGUGUGGCUGGCAGGGUUAACAGAUGACAAUUCGAAGUCCUCCACCUCUACGCUCAACCUAUCGCAGUCAAGUUCAACGGCGAAUGCUUCGGCCACGGUGGCCACCACUCCACAACCUCCAUUCGAUCCCUGGGCCACCUGUUUGUUUGGUUUGUUGGAACGGCAUCGCAUCCUGCAGCAGUGUCCAUCGGCAGUGGCACAGGCCUGGCCAAUUUGUUUCACCCGUCUGAAUGCACUGCACAGCGUCAUAGAUCCCACCCCCGUGAGUGACAAUCGAGCUUCAUUGCUGCGAAGCUCGGCGCCCACCAAAAAAGUGCCCACCGAGAGCCAGAAGGAUUCGUACUUGCGUCUUUGGAGGAAUCAGGUGGCCUGUGCCAUGCGAUUGGUUCCUCAAAUCCCAAGCGUAGCCGUUCGUUGUGCCUCUCCAGAUUUGAGUUUGAGUUUACAAGAUCAGUCGGACUCGCGUUCGCUGUCCGAUUCCCUGGACAAUAUACCAUCCAAUGUGUUUGGGCCCGAGGGAAUCGUCACGCGUUUCACGCUGCCACUCUCCUAUGGACGCAAAGAGGCACGCCAAAAGCGACUUGGCUCAUCGCCGGACUCCCUUAACGCCGAUCGUAGUGACAAAUCAGCGAUGGGCAGCGCCUCGCCACAUGCCCUCUACAAACUGGUUGUGCCCCUGCUACGGUGCGAGGUUGUGGAUGUGCGAGAUGCCGCCGUGAAUGCCCUGGGCCUUAUAAACCACGAUGCGCUCAAGGAUUUGAUGGAGGAGCUGGUGGUGUACAUCCGUGAGGCGGUGGAUCGCAAGCAGGAAAACAUGCGCAGGAGGCGGAGACGGGAUGCUUUGCGCCUGCAGGUUGUUCGAGUGCUGGAAAAGAUUGCCGAAAACGGUACCUUCGGUGUGAGCACCUGUGUGCUGGAACGCGACACUAUGUCGUUGCAUCCCACAUUCGUGGAGUACAUCGAGGGCGCCAUGGCCUAUCUAACGUCAGAGACGGACAAGGAUAAUCUGAGUAUUCGCGAGGUGAAGGCGCACUUUUGCAAUUUCAUACGAAAGAUGAUUAAGAACUUCUCACUCGAAGCCUGUGCCACGCUGCUGUCUCGGGUCCUCAAGCGUAAUCUUUUCAAUUUGUUUGCCGCAUGGUGUGGCAGCUUCUCCAAGCCACUAGGCAUAACCGUACAGAUUGGCCAGACUCUCGAGGAAGAAAAGCUGCAGUUCAGCGCCCUGCAGGCCAUGUCCGCCCUACUCUGCUGCGGUCACAUCUUCUAUACACCUCAUCUGCAAGAUGAAGGCAUCAUAUACAAGUGGCUGGAUCUGCUGCUGACCUCCAAGGACGAAAAGAUUUACCAACUGGCUCGGGAUACAGUGGUGUUGCUGCUAGAAUCAAAUCCGGAUAUGGGACAACUUCUGGAGUGGGUCAUAGAUCGGUGCUAUACGUCGACACCUCGUGAGGCAGACGCCUGUUUCCUGGCUCUGGCCUCGAUCUUCAGCGCCAAAGAAUACCCGUGCGACCAUUAUACAUCCGUGAUAACCGUGACCCUGCUGAUGACGGGGUGUCCCCGAGUAGAGGUGCAUGCAACGGCUUUGCAACUGUUGCAGAUCCUGGACAAGCGAUUCUUUGGCAGCGUGGUUGGCACACUUCACAGCGACAACGAGAAAGAGGAUGACAAGGUCGGCACCUUGGAUGUCUUGCUUAGCAGUGCUUACUGCCGAUCCCAGCGCUUCCUGUCCAAGCAAUUGGCUCAGCUGCGACCCGAGCUUACCAUGUCCAUCUUUUCGGAAAUCACCCAUCGCUUCCAAAGCGCCCGGGAGGAUGUGCGAGCUCUGCUGCUGCAGUGCCUCCUGCCCUGGCUGCAGAACAUGGAACUGGUGGCAACCAGUGUGCCGCCCGCCACCCCAUUGUCCUACAUUAUGUAUUUUCCGGAUUCGGGGACACGAGGUCGACGAGAGGGAACCGGUUCGACAGAGGCAACGGAAAUGAUUCUGAACAAUCUUUUCUACAUCACAGCCAAGUUCUCGGAUGCUCAUCCCCGGGACAUCGAAGAGUUGUGGGGCACACUCUGUCAGUUUUGGCCCAAUAACCUGAAGGUUAUCCUGCGCUACUUGGUUAUCAUGAGUGGCAUGGCUCCCACUGAACUGCUGCCCUAUGCCAAGCGGGUGGCUCUUUAUCUGGUAAGGAGCUGUCCGGAUCGAUUACUAGAUGAGCUCAUGGCUGAACUCCAGACUGUGGAGACGCUCAAUUGUCUGAUUGAGCGCACGGAAACGCCACCUUUUUAUCGAUUGACCAGCAUGCGGAAGGCGUCCAGUCACAGUGCCGAUGGGCAAGCUGUGGGUGGCAUUAAUGACUCCAGGAUUCAGGACCUGGCUGUCGAAAAGGGAACCAUUCACACGAAGCGGCAUAGCGGCGAGGAUCCUAUUAAAAUUGGAACCUGCAAAUCGGACAGCGGUAUUCGAGCCUAUACCCAAGCAGCAGCUGCUGCUGCCGCGGCUGCAGUUACUCCAGGAUCGGGUGGCAAUCGUCCUCCUCGUGGAGCCGAUAAGAUUCGGGCCGCCUCAGGACCUUCCGUACUGCCACGUCCAGAGGAUAUACUGAUCAACGACCCGGAGCUAAGGCAGGAGGAAAAUGUUGAGCUACGCGGAACAUCGGAUGGUCUGCCGAAUGCCCAUCCGCAUCCACUGCCAAUGCCUGAGUAUGGAGGCUACUUUGCACCACUGACUGAGUUUUUACCCGAUGUUAGUUUGCCGAUCAGCGGAUUCCACAGAUGCAAUGUGGCCGUGAUGCUCCUUACGGACAUUGUAGUAGACGGCAUUCCGGGCAUCGACUGGACCCUGCACUUACCACUGAUGCUGCACAUCCUAUUCCUUGGACUGGAUCACACACGCAUCAUUGUGCGGGAACAUUGCAAACAGCUGUGCGUCAAUCUGCUGAUUGUGCUGGCGGAACACAACGACCACCUAACGGUUGCCCGAAUCCUGCUGAACAGCGAGACCAGCAAGCUGGAUCUAGGACUAACAGUUCCUGCUCUGCCCGUAAUCGAUAAUAAUUUUACUGAGCUGCAUCAGCAAUUUGAUAGUUAUCUACUGCACGUCAGUCCCCAGGCAGCCGCCUAUGCUCUGCAGCACAACCUCUCCAGUUCCACGAUCAUAGCGGCGCAUCAGCAGAAUUUGUCACAAACGCCGCAAAAUCAGCAACAAGCGGGGUCCCAGACAGGACAGAAUACGACGCCCCCUGGCUUGACAGCAACUCCGGCUGCCCUGCAAAUAAAUCCAAAUAACUCGGAGAAUUCUGAGGUGCCGCUCAUCCACCCUGAUGAGCAUGCGCCUCCUCAGCCAGGUCCUAGUAUGCCCAUUGCCCAUGUGAUCAAGAGCUUGUUGAAGUUCCUCGCCCAGGAUACGUGCCAGCCACUUUGGAACUAUGAGGAUAUUACGGCCAAGGUGUGGGCCGUUAAAUCGGCCGAGCAACUUAGUUGCUUUCUGAAGCACAUGGUCAAGGUUUUCGCAGACAGUUAUCCCCAAGCUCGCAUAGCCGAGCGUUGGGCACAAACGGCUCUUCAGUUAGGAUUAUCCUGCUCAUCCCGACAUUAUGCAGGCCGCUGUCUGCAGAUCUUCCGAGCCUUGAAUGUUCCCAUCAAUUCUAGGAUGCUAUCAGAUAUACUCUCCAGAUUGGUGGAAACAGUAGCCGAGCAGGGUGAGGACAUGCAGGGAUAUGUCACGGAACUGCUGCUUACUUUAGAAGCUGCUGUGGAUAGCUUGGACUCGGACUUCCGACCCCUAGAUGUGAUGAAGGAUAUAUUCAAGAGUACGCCGAAUCUGAAUAACAAGGAUGGGGGACCCAACUCAAUAUUGCCUGGCAAGAAAUCACCUUCGGGAAUGACCCCACAAUCCUCAAACUAUUCUAUACCCAGUCAUGGGAGAAGCACGAGCUACUCGGUGUCUUACUGUGGCCGCAAGGCCAACAAUUCACCUUGUGACAAGCAGGUUGAGCUGAGAAACCGAUCCUCGGGAAUCGAUCUGGAGCGAAGUGCCGUCUCUAAGUUCGGUGUCGGCGGUGGUGGAGUGGGAGCUGGAUCAGCGCUUUCCCGUUCCCGAAGCGCCCAAAGCCUAAAGAUGCUGGGUGAUACAGCUACGCAGGAUGACAAGAUGACUAUACUGGCGCAACUCUUCUGGCUUUCCGUUUCUCUGCUGGAAUCGGACUAUGAACAUGAAUUUAUGCUGGCCCUGCGACUGCUGACGAGGGUUUUGCACCGUCUGCCUCUAGAUCGACCAGAUGCACGGGACAAGGUGGAGAAGUUGCAGCAGCAGCUGAAGUGGACAGCCUAUCCGGGAGUGCAUGCCCUCCUCCUGAAGGGCUGCACCCACAGUGCCACAUAUGAACCAACUAUAACCCUGCUUUCCCAGUUUGCACCUCUGCUGACUCUGCCUGUUUGUGAUCCCACCCAGAGCUGCGCCUUUCCCAUGAAUGUCAUCGCUCUGUUGCCUUACAUGUUAUUGCACUACGAGGAUGCCAACGAGAUCUGCAUUCGCAGUGCAGAAAACAUUGCUCAGGUUUCUACGGAACUGGGUGCCAAGUUAGAAAACUUGGGCACAGUAAUGACACUCUAUAGUCGAAAGACCUUCUGCAAGGAGUCAUUCCAGUGGACCAAGUGUGUGGUCAAAUAUCUCCAUGACACCUAUGCUCACAUGGGACUCCAUAUGGUGGCGUUCCUCAUCGAGGUUCUGGAGAAGGGACCGCAGCAGGUGCAGGUGCCUGUGUUGAAUGUGAUUCACUGCAUGCUGCACUACGUGGAUUUGUCAGCUCCGCAGGCUCAAACUAUCAACGCGGACUUGUUGAGGGCCAUUGGGAAGUACUUGGAUACUGUGAACUGGAAGGACUCGCUAAAGAUCCUAAAGCUGAUCGUAACCCGGAGCUCGUCCCUGCAAGUGGUACCACCCAGCGACGGCAGCAGCGCCGGCUUAUCGUUCUCUUUCUAUGGUGCAUAUCCGGAUUCGGAUAUGUUCUGUAAAAAGGAACUGGCCGGACGCACUAUGGAGUUUACCUUUGACGUUUCCCAAACGCCUCUGAUCGGUCGUCGAAUUCUUUUAAAGACAGAGGAACCGGUGGCUACCGGUCCCGCCUCUACCACGGGCAGCUCAUCAUUAAACUCCACACUAACGAAUGCCACCACAGUGACGGUGGCAGCCAGUGCUGUGCAACAGCAAACUAAUGCUCAGCUGCAACAGCAGCGUGCCCACAGCAAUGUGGCGGCCAAGGCAGCCGCAGCAGCUGCCCAACAUCAACAGCAGCAACAUGCCAUUGGAACAGGCAGUAGCGUGGUCGGAACACCAAACUCGCCGCGUCGGAGUGCCAGUCUCUCGCCGGCGGAUACGGUGCCAUUGAGUGGGUGGAAACGACCCUGGAUGUCGCAGUGUCGUGUGCGUGAGUGCUUGGUUAAUCUGCUGACCACCUGCGGACAGCGUGUUGGCCUGCCCAAAUCUCCAUCGGACGAUUUCAUAAACUCAAUUUGCUCAAAGGUGAUCUUCAGUCAGUCCUCGGAUCUGAUGGAGCGCCAAUCCUCGGCCGCUUCUUCUACAGAAGAGACCUCGGGUCCUCAGGGCGACCUGAGCAGCGGUUCGAGACGCGACGAUGGCCAGCCCGAUUUCACCGUUUUCAAGGACUUCGAUUUCCUGGAGUACGAGGACAGUAUUGCCGGUGAAUCAACAGACAACUUUAAUUGGGGUGUUCGUCGUCAUCAGCUCUUCGAGGGCGAUGAAGACCGUUUGAAUUGUGGCAGUGGCAUUGGUGGCUCCAUCAAGGGAGGUCACUCAUCAGCCUUGGAGGACAGCUUCAGUGAUAAGACUCCAAUUUUGAGCAAGAGAAAGCGGCAGAUUGCAGACGAUUCAUCUGAUGAGGAGGCUGAAUCUGAGUCGCCUUUGGAUGAGGAUCAUCGUCAGUCGUUCUUGAAGUCUGGCUAUAGUGCAGUGCCUCCAACUUCCUUAAGUCUUCGGGAGCGUAGGCGUCGGAACUCAGUUUCGCGAAGCGAUACAAGUGGUUCCAGUGCUGGAGAUUUGGGUGACCUAACACCCUGCAAUGCCUCGCCACAUCUGCCCGGCAUCAUUCGAUUUGCCGCAAUUCGUGAUGAGGCAGAGGAAAAUUGGCGUCGUCAGUUGCAGGCCAUGUUAGUUAAUCAGCCCUCUGCCCACACCUCGGAGCUGCUACAGCAGCUUUACAGGCUAAUCAAGGAGCUGACCUUUAAAACUAUCAACAUUUCCAAGGAGGCGAAGAAAUUCUUCACCGGCAUUGGAUCACAGCUGGGUAAUAGGAUCUCCCUUUUCACAGAUCUACUGAGUUCUCGGGCGGACCCUCCCCAGGUUUGGUGCAGCGAGCUGCAAGCAACCACUCCCAAGCUCUUUGAAACGCUACGUUUCAAUGUACUGGAAGUACAGGAACAUCUGGAGACUUUCUUCGAUCGCAAGGAUCAGGUUUUAGAGUGCUUGGAUGCAGUGAAAACCAGUUGUAAACUGUCGCUUUUUAACGAGGCGGAUGUGGCUGCUUCUGGCCUUGAGUUACCAAGCUCUUCCAGCAUUGCCUACAUGCCUUUCGAUCCAGCCUCCACCGAGGUUGUCCUAGACUUGGGACGCUCUCUUUACAAGCUGAUGUUCCAACUUUUACUUCUUAUCGAAUCGAAUCACAAGAUAUCCUCGAAUGUGGUAAAUCAUUUCCGUAUCAACGAAGACAUGCAUGACAUAUCCGAUCUCUAUGCCCUUGUUCGCGAUGCCCUUGUGAGGUACACCAGUGAAGCCGAACUUGAUUGCCUGGAAUCCUCCACAUCAACAGAGGGCGAGCAUACUCCCACACCUUCUCCGGGAUUGCCGAUGACCCACGAGGAGUUUGAGGCUGGCCUGGCCGAGCACAUCGAUCUACAACGCUGGCCAAGCGCUAUAGCUCAUGUGCGUCAGUACCGACGGAUUUCGACGCUUAACGCCAGCGGCGAUCAAAACCUGACCAUAUUUAGCUAUAGCAGCCUUGACAGCCGCCAGAAGUGCGAUGAGAUGUCCGUGAUACUAAAUGCAUAUGCUCAUGGUAUAAUGAAGGAUCGCACAGCAGAAGCCUUCAUAGUAUCCAAAUCAGACUCGGAGCUAUUCGAGAUUUAUGCCAUUCUCUCGGAGAACUUGUAUCACGUAUCCAGCGCAUUGACUAACAUGGAAAUCAGCAUGAAGAGCUACACGGCAGGCAGUGCAUCGGGCAAUUUGCAUCGCAGCGAACAGGACAUUGUGACAAAUCUUUAAAGUAACCGAUAGACUAAGUUAUUCACAGCAGAUAUAAGAUCCAUUUUUAUAUGUAAUCUUUUUGAGUGUAAGCUGCAUACUAGGCACUACGGUCUACGUAAGCGAUCAUUAUUCAUGUGCGAACAAAUGUGAGUUAGGUACGAUCCAAUAUAUUUAUCAAUUACAGCACAAUAA
Molecule: messenger RNA, 12273 nt
Organism: Drosophila eugracilis
Lineage: Eukaryota; Metazoa; Arthropoda; Insecta; Diptera; Drosophilidae
Gene: fry
Product: protein furry
Exons: 29
Coding region: 1531-12099 (3522 amino acids)
Biological process (GO): neuron projection development; cell morphogenesis
Cellular component (GO): cell cortex; site of polarized growth
Source: RefSeq, a predicted model, not a curated record